AUGAAAGUUUCAGAGGAUCAAGUCGUUGAAGACUGUAGCGGUUAUCAGGAUGAUGAUGAGUCAUUUUUCCAAGACAUUGACCUCCUUCAAAAACAUGGGAUUAACAUGGCAGAUAUUAAAAAGCUGAAGUCAGUGGGUAUCUGCACUGUGAAAGGGAUCCAGAUGACAACACGUAAAGCCCUAUGCAACAUCAAGGGCCUCUCAGAAGCAAAAGUUGAAAAAAUCAAGGAGGCGGCUGGGAAAAUGUUGAAUGUGGGUUUCCAGACUGCUUUUGAGUACAGUGCAAAGAGGAAGCAGGUGUUCCACAUCACGACUGGGAGCCAGGAGUUUGAUAAACUGUUGGGUGGAGGUAUUGAAAGCAUGGCCAUCACAGAGGCCUUUGGAGAGUUUCGCACAGGGAAAACCCAGCUGUCUCACACACUUUGUGUCACUGCUCAACUGCCAGGUGAGGAUGGAUAUUCAGGCGGGAAAAUCAUCUUCAUCGACACAGAGAACACUUUUCGGCCAGACAGACUGAGAGACAUUGCUGACAGGUUCAAUGUGGACCAUGAUGCUGUGCUGGACAACGUACUUUAUGCCCGGGCUUAUACCAGUGAACACCAGAUGGAGCUAUUGGACUUUGUAGCAGCCAAAUUUCAUGAGGAGGGAGGAGUGUUCAAGCUAUUGAUUGUUGACUCCAUCAUGGCUCUGUUUCGAGUGGACUUCUCUGGUCGAGGUGAGCUGGCUGAGCGGCAGCAGAAACUUGCUCAGAUGCUCUCCAGGCUGCAAAAGAUCUCUGAAGAGUACAAUGUGGCAGUGUUUGUCACCAACCAAAUGACAGCUGACCCCGGUGCAGGAAUGACUUUUCAAGCUGAUCCAAAGAAGCCAAUUGGAGGGCACAUCUUGGCACAUGCCUCCACUACACGGAUAAGCCUGAGGAAAGGCCGAGGAGAGAUGAGAAUCGCCAAGAUCUUUGACAGUCCUGAUAUGCCUGAGAAUGAGGCCACUUUCGCCAUCACUGCUGGAGGAGUCACUGAUGCCAAAGAGUGAA
Sphaeramia orbicularis (orbiculate cardinalfish) is the source of this 1030-nucleotide messenger RNA. RefSeq names its product meiotic recombination protein DMC1/LIM15 homolog. The record is from RefSeq and is a predicted model, not a curated record. Gene Ontology annotation, biological process: chromosome organization involved in meiotic cell cycle; DNA strand invasion; reciprocal meiotic recombination. Bases 1 to 1029 code for a protein of 342 amino acids. NCBI's taxonomy places the organism in Eukaryota, Metazoa, Chordata, Actinopteri, Kurtiformes, Apogonidae. Gene Ontology annotation, molecular function: ATP-dependent DNA damage sensor activity; single-stranded DNA binding; ATP binding. Gene Ontology annotation, cellular component: nucleus; condensed nuclear chromosome. The transcript has 13 exons.